AUGCAUUUAAGCAAUCUUUUGUCAUUGAUGAUCACAUCAAAAACGAGAAAAGGAGGAAAUCUAUCGACUUUUUGGUUUCUGCCAUUUCUCCUUCUUUUAUCGCUGAAUGCUUGCCAAGCUGAGGAGGAAACGGAAGAAGUGUACAAUCCUCUGGAAUCAUUGGAAGCACAUGGAGGGAUCUUCAGAGAACUCCCAUGGACAAAAGAAGAGCUCCGAAUGAUCAGCUCACUACAUGCAACAACUGAAUACGGUCGAUUAAUGACAUUGAUCAAGGAAAAACUGAUCGAAGCAGCCGAUGAGUUGAGGCCGGAGACGAGACACAAAAUCGAGAAAUUCUUGAAGACAAGCCGGCCGCCAUCAGUCAUGAGACAUUUCUUGACUGAACGAGAAAGAAAGCAGGUUCGUCAACUACACGCAAAUCACAACAUCGGCGAAGUGUUGGUAAUCUAUGGAGAAGCUCUCGAAAGAUUGCCCGUUCCAUUCAAAAACGAAGCCAUUCGAUACUUGGAUCUACCAAAUUCCCCCAAAAUUCUUCCA
This is a messenger RNA of Mesorhabditis belari, 537 nucleotides long. NCBI's taxonomy places the organism in Eukaryota, Metazoa, Nematoda, Chromadorea, Rhabditida, Rhabditidae. The record is from the annotation of a GenBank genome assembly.